AUGGCGGCGGAGAGGCGGCGUCUCUGGGACGGGGUGCUGGAGCUAAUGGUGGCCGCACAAGAGAGGGACACAGAGCCGCUGAUUUGGGCCUCGCGGCUGUCCUCGAGCCUCGCGGCCGCCGGCGUCCCCACUCCUUCUGUCGAGGUGGCGGAGCUCCUCGUAUCCCACAUCUGCUGGUCGAACAAUACCCCAAUCGCGUGGAAGAUCCUCGAGAAGGCGCUCACCGUACGCAUCGUCCCGCCUCUGUUCGUUCUCGCUCUUCUUUCUAACAGGGUAAUACUCAGUCGAAGGCGGUACCCGGUGGCUUAUAGAUUGUAUAUGGAGCUUCUGCGGAGAUAUUCUCUUUCACUGCCAUCUCUGGUUAAUGGCCCCAAUCAUCAGAAGCCUACGCAUUGGGAUUGCUUCAGCCAGCAUUUAAGACUGCUGAGUGCACGUUCAACAUCUUUAAGGAGUUCAAAUAGUAUCUAUCCAGAGGCACUUCUGCAGUUGACAUCCGAUACCUGGCGAGUUCUUUCUCGGUUAGUGAAGGCCCUCCAGGCUCUAAACAAAGCCACUUGGCAGGAUGCAUUUCUUGGUUUGUGGACUGCUGCGUUACGUAUUGUGCAGAGGGAGAGAAAUCUAUUUGAGGGUCCUGAUCCUCGGAUUGAGAUUGGUUUAAUCCUGCUAUUGUCUAUUUUACCACUUUCCAUUGUUAAUAUUAUUGAUGAAGAGGAAAUUAUGUUGAGUAGUAAAGGUGAAAAAAACUCCACCAGUCAGAGAAAACAUAAUGAGUUUGUGGGAAAGCGUCGUGAACACCUAGUUUGUAGCCUGAAGUUGUUGGGUGAUUUUGAAGAGUUGUUGACUCCCCCAUCAUGUAUAAAUUCGUUGGCUAACCAAGCCGCCAUGAAAGCAAUGAUGUUCCUCUCAGGUGUCUCCAUUGAUAAUGAGCACCUUAAUGAGAUGAUGUUGAACGACGUUCCUAACAAUUGCUCUGGAAACCUCCGCCAUCUGAUUGUUGAAUCUUGCAUAGCUAGAAAUGUUUUGGACACGUCUGCGUAUACAUGGCCAGGAUAUGUGAAAAGUCGCUGCAAUCAACAUCCUCAAAUUAUUUCUGGGCAAAUGCCUGGAUGGUCAUCAUUAAUGAGCGGGUCGCCUUUAACCCCUCCAUUGAUCCGUGCAUUGGCAUCAACACCAGCUACAAGUUUAGCAGAGAUAGAGAGGAUAUACGAGAUUGCUGUUGGUGGUACAGAUGACGAGAAGAUUGCUGCGGCUACAAUAUUAUCUGGAGCUUCCCUUGGUCGUGGUUGGAGUAUACAGGAACAUACGUGCCUUCUGAUCACAAAACUGCUUUCACCUUCUGUUCCUCCAGAUUACUCUGGAAGAGAGAGCCAUUUGAUAGGUUAUGCUCCAAUUCUAAAUGCUCUUGUGGUCGGAAUAUUAUCCAUCACCUGUGUUCAGAUUUUUUCCAUGCAUGGCUUGGUUCCUCUGCUUGCAACUGCAUUGAUGCCAAUCUGCGAGGUUUUCGGUUCUCUUGCACCCUGUAUGUCGUGGACUCUUAACACUGGGGAAGUGAUUUCUUCUCAUUCAGUAUUUUCAAAUGCAUUUAUCAUUCUGCUGAAAUUGUGGAAAUUUGAUCACCCACCCAUGGUACAUGGAAUGGGAGAUGGUCCUCCAGUGGGAUCCAAUUUAACCCUAGAGUACCUCUUAUCACUGUACAAUUCCCAGCUAGCUUCUCAUGAGAAUCUCACAAACAAAAUAACAAACAAUAGACCAUCAAGAUUGUUAUAUCCUUCAAGAGCUCCCGUAUUUAUGGAUUUCUUCCCGAAGCUUAAGCACUGGUACAGAAAACAUCAAGAAUGUAUUGUUGCUACUCCUAUUCUAGCGCCUGGAGACUCUAUUCAUCAGGUUGUUGAGACACUCCUUAGCAUAAUGUUUAGAAAGAUUAACAAAGGAGGCCAAACUUUGACUUCCACAACUUCUGGAAGCAGCAAUUCAUCUGCAUCCGGUCCUGGUCCUGAUGAUUCCUUAACCCUGCUUAACUUUCCUACUUGGGAUAUACUUGAGGCACUUCCCUUCGUCCUUGAUGCGGCCCUUACUGCAAGUGCCAAUGAGAGGAUAUCCCCACGAGAAUUGAUUACGGGGCUCAAAUGUAUUGUGGAUAUCCUCCCUGCUUCCUUGGUGACUAUAUUUUCGUACUAUUCAGCAGAAGUGAGUCGGGGUCUUUGGAAGCAUGCUUCUAUGAAUGGAGUCGACUGGCCAAGCCCCGGUGCAAAUUUAUCCAUGAUCGAAAGACAGACAAAUAAUAUCUUGGCUGCCAAUGGUGUGAAGGUCCCAUGUCCUUUCUUAGAAUCAAGCUCCCCCAUCUCUCUCCCACUCCCCUUGGCGGCUCUCAUCGGUCUCAUCAUAACAUACAAACUCAACCGAGACGGCAGGAGCUACCUGCAAGUGAUCAGAGCUCCCAUGACGUCACUCGCCGUCAGCUGCCCCCGUCCCUGCAUGUCCAUCAUGGCCGCCAUUUGGGCCCAGAAGUCCAAGAAGUGGCCCGAAUACCUCAUCGGGCUCACGGCCCGGUCCAUUUUCCACCACGACAGCAAUGCCAUGGCCCAACUCCUUAGGGCCUGCUUCGCCGUGCACGGCGCCGUGGGGCCCCUCUUGGGCCACGACACCUUCGGCUCUCAAUGUUCGGCCCCCGGAAGGCUCUACUUCCGAGUCCACCGCUCCAUACGGAGCCUCCAGCUACUGACCAAACAAGUCGUGUCCGUUCUAAUGGACACUGUUGUUACCGACAUCUCGAGAACUAGCGGUGGGCCCCACCACGACCGGUUUUUUUCCUUUGUGUCCGCCUCGACUCGGGUCAAGACGGCAGCCUCGCUCGGAGCCUCUCUAGUCUGGAUCACAGGCGGGCCAGGCUCGGUCGAGACUCUAGUCAAGGAGAUAUUGCCGUGUUGGUUUAUAUCCUGCAACAACAGGGUCAUCGGGCCGGCGGGCCGCACGCUCUGCGGGCACGCGCUCGCGUACUUCAGCAUGUUUUGCGGGCUGUUUGCUUGGGGACUGGACUCGCGUUCGGCUGCUUCCCGAAGGAGGAGGAACGUGCUCGGGGCGCAUUUCGAGUUUCUUGCAGGGGCCCUCGACGGGAAAAUAUCGCUCGGGUGUGACGAGGCUACCUGGAGGGCCUACGUGACGGGUUAUUUGGAUUUGGUGAUCAGUUGUGCUCCUAAAUGGUUGUUGGAACUCAAUGUGGAGGUUUUGAAGAGGAUUGGUAAAGGGCUGAGAAGAAGGUGGAAUGAGGAUGAAAUGGCUGUGGCACUUCUCAUGAUAAGUGGGUUUGAUGCUAUGGGUGCUGCAGCUGAGAUGAUAAUAGAAACUGCUGUUUGA
Striga hermonthica is the source of this 3354-nucleotide messenger RNA. Lineage: Eukaryota; Viridiplantae; Streptophyta; Magnoliopsida; Lamiales; Orobanchaceae. The record is from the annotation of a GenBank genome assembly.